AUUAUUAUUAUUAUUAUUAUUAAUUUCUAUUUAAAAGAGAACAGAUUGUUUUUUAUAUAUAUUUAUAAUAGUUUCGAUAGAUUUAUACAGUAAUUAAAAAUAUAUAACGACCAUUGUAUUAUACUAAAUAACUCUAUUAAUAACGACAAUUUUAUUAAUAUUAUAUAUAACUACUGCUAUUAAUAAAGACUAAUAUUACGCAUAGCUAGUGCUAAAGAUUACUGCUGUAGUUUUUAUGACUAUUAUAACUACCUACGAUAAAUACCUCGCGUUUUAUCAUUAACUUGGUAUCUGUACGAUCAGAAAGUUCACUCGAGAAAUGUGUGAAAUUGGCCGGACAGCGCCGCGCUUCAAGGGAGGAGCCGCGCUCCGCCUCUUCGGCUCUGUGACCGUGCUGUGCCUCACCACGCUGCCCGGGUCCGGCGCCUCUCCGCUGCGCCGCCGAGGGGACUCGAGCCCGCUCCUGCUGCACGGGGACCAGGUGCGGCUGAGACACCUGUACACGGCUAACGAGAGGACGAGCCUGCACCUGGAAAUCGACGCGGAGGGCAGCGUGCGCGGAUCGACGGAGCAAAACGUUUACACUCUGCUUGAGAUCAAAUCUGUGCAGCCCGGAGUCACAGUGAUCCGCGGACUGAAUUCAGCACACUACCUCUGCAUGGACCACAGGGGCAGACUGCAUGGAGCUCGGAGCUACAGCGAGCCAGACUGCAGCUUCCAGGAGCUGCUGCUGCCGGACGGGUACAGCGUCUUCCUGUCCGCGCAACACUCCGCAGUCGUCUCCCUCGGCCCUGCGCGCCACCGGCACCACUCCCCCGGGAAACGGCUCCCCCCUCUCUCUCAGUUCCUCCCGGUGCUCAGCCUGCUCCCUCCUCAGCCCCAGCCUGCAGAAUUCGAGGCCCUGGCACUCCAGGGGUUAAUCGCUCACCGCUUGGACCUGGAUUCCGAGGACCCCUUCGGGGCGUCCUGGGGGGGCGGCCAGGUGAACCCCAGUUUUAUCAACAAGAAAUAAUAAACCCAACGUCCUUAAGGUUGGAAACUGGCUCCAUUUUGGCUCUGACUUAUU
Acipenser ruthenus (sterlet) is the source of this 1066-nucleotide messenger RNA. RefSeq names its product fibroblast growth factor 19-like. The record is from RefSeq and is a predicted model, not a curated record. Gene Ontology annotation, biological process: positive regulation of gene expression; animal organ morphogenesis; cell differentiation. Gene Ontology annotation, molecular function: growth factor activity; fibroblast growth factor receptor binding. Gene Ontology annotation, cellular component: cytoplasm. The coding region runs from base 320 to 1012 and encodes 230 amino acids. NCBI's taxonomy places the organism in Eukaryota, Metazoa, Chordata, Actinopteri, Acipenseriformes, Acipenseridae. The transcript is spliced from 3 exons.